This is a messenger RNA of Brienomyrus brachyistius, 15486 nucleotides long. RefSeq names its product transmembrane protein KIAA1109 homolog. The record is from RefSeq and is a predicted model, not a curated record. The coding region runs from base 202 to 15123 and encodes 4973 amino acids. NCBI's taxonomy places the organism in Eukaryota, Metazoa, Chordata, Actinopteri, Osteoglossiformes, Mormyridae. Gene Ontology annotation, biological process: synaptic vesicle endocytosis. The transcript has 87 exons.
CCAAUCGGCGCAGCAACUUGCCAUUAGAUCGGAGAGGUGUAAAUAGUAAACGUUCUCGUUAGCGACGUUUGGUUCUUUUGGGGAUCGAAAUGUCGCCCUCGUGAGUGACAAACGGGCAGCCCCCCGGGACUUCUUCUGGGGGACGAUGAGACAGAACAACUUCAUUUAUGUGAGGAGUCCCGGUGCCAGCGAAGGGUAGAGAUGGAGACCAAAGGCAAUGAGAGCACCUUCCCAUACCUGGAAGACUUGGACUCAUACCUCUCGGAGCACAACUCCACAGUUGUGUGGCUGGUUGUAGCAACCAUACUGUCCUGUGGGUGGAUCAUAUAUCUGACUUACUACAACUCCCGCAACAUCGGACUCAUUCUGACUCUGAUCAUCAAUCGCCUCUACAAAAAUGCAUAUGUCCACAUUGGAUCUUUCUCCUUCUCGGUGCUGUCAGGGAAGGUCAUGUUCCGUGACGUGUACUACAUUAACGCGGACAUGUCCGUCCGGAUUCAGGAUGGGUUACUUAUAUUCCGGUGGUGGAAAAUGUACAGCCCCAAACAGAAGCAGAAUGAUCCCCGUGCUGAAACCCGAUUACACAUCACUCUCAACGGGUUCGAGUUUCACGCGUACAACCGCACGGCCCUUUACGCCCGGCUACAGGAGACUUUUGGACUGGAAGCGACGCUCGUUCCUUCUAGGGGUGAUGAGGACGAAAGGAGAGAUGGCAGGGAAAACACCCUGAACAGGGUUAAUAUUAACACUGAAUCGCAGGACCCUGCAUCGUCUUGGAGAUCCCUCAUCCCUGUCAUUAAAGUUAAUAUCAGUACUGGCCGUGUGGCUUUCGGGAACCACUACCUACCUCAGACCCUCUGCCUAAGCUUUGACGAUGCGUUCCUGACUUACGCCACCAAGCCACCAUCCAGCCGUCUGGACAAGUUCAUGCACAUGUUGAAGGGGACCCUGGAGAACGUUCGGGUGAUGCUGGUGCCCAGCCCCAGAUAUACAGGACUCCAGAAUGAUGAGCCUCCAAGGUUGAUGGGGGAAGGCUUUGUGGUCAUGCAGUCAAACGAUGUCGACAUCUACUACUACACGGAUGAAGCAGGCCUGGUCCCAGAGGAGGAAGGAAACAGAGCCACAGGGGAGAGUGAUGAAGAGGAACUCCAGGACCUGCCCCCUUGCUGGGGUUUGGACGUCGUCUGCGGAAAAGGCACCAGCUUCAAUUACGGGCCCUGGGUCGACCGCCAGAGGGAUUGCCUUUGGAAGUUCUUCUUCCCGCCGGACUAUCAGUCCAUGAAGGUGAACGAGCCGACUCCUCCCGGACAGCUGCGGCAGAUCCUGGCCUUCGAGCUGCGCAUGAACAUCAUCGCCGAUGCCACCGUCGAUCUGCUCUUCAGCAAAAACAAGGAGACCAGCGUUGUCCACGUGAACGUGGGGGCGGGGUCCUACCUGGAAGUCAACGUGCCCAUGGUUGUGGGGGAGAAUGGCUUUUCCACCUCCAUCAAGGGCCAGCUUCUUCAUGUGGACACUACAAGCAGCAUGCAGUACCGUACCCUGCUGGAGACGGAGAUGCUGGCUUUUCACAUCAAUGCCUGUUACCCCCGGGUGUGGAACAUGCCCCAGUGGUGGGAAUGUGAAGUUGAGGUGUACAAAACCACCUACCACUUCAUCUACGCCCAAAAGAACUUCUUUACAGAUCUGAUCCAGGACUGGGCGAGUGACAGUGUUCCUGAUAUCUACUCCUUUGUCCCUUACACCUGGCAGUUCAAGUUGCACUUCCACCAGUUUGAGAUGAUCUGGGCCGCAAAUCAGCACAACUGGAUUGACUGCUCUACCAAACAACAAGAAAAUGUAUACCUUGCCGCUUGCGGACAAACCCUUGACAUCAGCUUCAUGUUGCCCUUCACCGACUUCGUCCCAGCCACUUGUGACUUGAAGUUUUCCUUGAAAGCUGACGACCUGGACCUCCGGCUCUGCCUGCCCGAUUGCCACCCCAGCAGGUUCCCCUUCCUCACCCUGGCCCAGGACUGCCAGGCUUGGCGAUUGCCCCCAGACGGCCAAGUGGGAUCCGCCAAGCCCGGAAAGCCCCACUGGAGGAACAUGGCCCAGCCCGAAGACAACUGGGUGGACUGCUGGAACGUUCCAGGCUUCUUGCUCACCUUCAACUAUAUCUGGCACCCCAUCUACCAGCAGAAGACCCAGCUGAAGCCAUCUUAUGAGUGUCGUACCCUGCCUUUGCGAUUUCUCCUACCUGGGCCCGAGAUGGGGGACUGCACAGUGCCCCCUACAGUAGACCCCACAGAGCUGCCCCCUGACUGCCUGCAUGUGGAGAUAGAGCUGUCACCCGGCUCCCAGCUGACUUUCUACGGGCCUCUGCUCAGGGCAUUCUAUGCCAUCAAGGAGAACUACUUUGGGGAGGAUGACAUGUACACGGAUUUUAAGGAGGCCACGCCCGACCCCGCGCUUUCCCGCUCGCCCUCCUCCAGCUCAGGCUGGACGGCGCCGGGCUCACACGACCCAGAAUGCGGGGGCCGCCACGGCCGCAGCCCUCUCAACCCCCUGGCUCUGAGGCCCUGGGACAUCACUGUGCUCGUCAACAUGUACAAAGUGCACGGCCGGCUGCCCGUGCACUGCGACGCCGAGCGGCUCGAGUGUCCGCAGGGGUACAUGGAGCGCUUCUGCUUUGAGAUGAAGAAGAGCUACAGGGAGACGCUGCUGCAGUUGAUUCUCUCUCCCAUCCACGUCUUCGUCAGCGAAGGCUAUCAGCGGACCGCUGCCGACAGCCCCCUACGGGACGGCCACAUCAGCCUGUCUGGUCUACAGAUGCGUGCCCACGCCAUGUUUUCAGCGGAGGGCCUGCCACCAGGCAGUGACACGUUAGAGUAUGCAUGGUUGCUGGACUUCCAGGUGGGGGCGCUCACGGGCAGUGUCACUGUACCACAGUUGGCCACCUUGGCGGAGUGGGGCGAGACCUUCGUUUUCCACCUGAUGUCCCGCGAAUUCCAGCUGGAGAAGCCAAGGCAGGAAGUCAAGUGUCAGCACGGGUUGGACCGGCAGCUCUGCACCUCCACGAUGUACUUACUGCCAGGCCCCUGCCGUACCUCAGAGGAGCUGAAGUACACCAUGAUUCGUCUGUCUGUGGAUGGGGUGGAUCUCUUUGUCGUCGAGCAGGGCUGUGCCGCAAAUGUAAAGACUGGUGCCAUCCGUCUGGCUAAUUGCAACCUGCACAGCCAGACUGUGGGUGAGGGCGUGAGCUUGGUGGUGCAGGACAUCCAGGUGCGCCAGUACAUCGAGCAGCAGGACACCGGCCGUCACAGCGUGCAGCUCCCCCAGCUGCGGCGCCCCCUCUGGUUGGAGGCGGGCUCCAUGGUCUUCGCGCUCCUGACGGCCGAUGUCGCCCUGGUCGCCGACCACCCAGCCACGCAUGAGGUGCAGAGGUGCUUCCUGGAGCGGCAUGAUGCUCGCACAAAGCGGCUGUGGUUCCUGUGGCUGCAGGAGGCGUCGCAACGUCGUUGCCAGGGCCGCUGUGGCUGCCUGGGCGGCUGCCGCUUCUUUGGGACGGGGGGCCUGGCUUCCAGCUUUUUCCGGCCGGCUGAGACACCGUCCUCGAGCUCCUCUGCCCGCUCCGACGUCACCAGCGAGUCGGACGCCUGCUACGGGCAGUCGCUGCUGCGGCCCGGCGAGCGCAUCGCCACCAAGGAGGUCCCCGGCCUUUCGGAAGGGAGGUGUUACAUGCCGAAGAAGGACAGCCAGGAGAAAAGGAGCCAGCAGUUGAGCUUGAUGCUGCCUGAGUGCCCCCAUAGCUCUGCUUCCUCUUUGGAGGAGAACAGCUCAUCCAGUGCUGCGCUGCCCCUGCUGGCCAGCGAGGGGGAGAGCAGUUCGUCCAGCACUGAGGACGGUCCGGCGACCCAGCAUAACAGCAGAAGAGUAAAGCCGGUGUCUCGCAGUAAGAGCCAGGAGCAAGCUGGGCCGCGCUCUUCGCUGGGCUCCCCACUGCGGUCUCCUCUACGCUCGUCCCUCAUGCGGAAGUUUUCAGCCUCCUCCACCCUCCUGGGCAGCAUAGGCAGCCUCUCCGCUGCUCCCAGCCUGGGUGCCUUCCGCCUGGACCAGCACGCCUCGGAUUCGCCCCAGCACCGCAGCAUCGGCUCCUUGCCCGUAAUGCCGUCGGCGGAUUCCGGAACCUUCCGUCAGAACCGCUUUGCGGAGUCCAGCGUGUCCGUGGCGGACAGCGAGGCCUACUACUCUGCGGCGGAGGAGUUUGAGCACGCCAGCGGUGACGAGUGCCCCGGGACGUUCCCCAGGAGGAAGAAGAAGCGUAGGCUGCAAGCCCAUCAGGUGGCCUAUAGCCGAGGCUCCAUCUACCACAGCAUGGAGGGCCCCCUGGCCUCCGCGAUUGGCAGUGACGCGACGGAGCUCCGCCUCCAACCCCAAAGCGUCCCCGUCCCCCGGCGCGCCUCCCGCACCUCCUUCGUCUCCACCCUGGCCGCCGAGGACGUGGGCUCCAGCGAGGUGGCGAAGGCUCUACAAUCUGGCCGUCACACCGCCGAGCCCCAAGUGAUGGCGUGCUACCACAGCUACCUGGCACACUAUCAGGUCUUCAACUGGUCAACGAAGCAACCCGUCAACAAGAGGAUGUCCCGAUCCUCCCUGCAGCGCCCCCUAGACCUGGACAUGCCCGCCAGUGAGGAGAGCUCCUUCUCCUCAUCCACCUACUCCUUUGAUCAUCUCUCCAUCCCCAUAUUUAAGGCAGUGAAGCAAGGUCUCUCUGCCAGCUCCUUGCUGGACAGAAGCAUCCAUCUCACGGGAGACUCAGAUGGCAUACCCUACACCCCCCUGGAGUCGAGUGGGGCGGACUCCACGGAUGAUGACACCACAGCGGACUGGAGCCCGGAGCAGCCGUCCUCCCAGCCUGGGACCACCGCCUUCGUGGAGGUGAAGGGGGCCGUCGACGUGGUGCUGACCCCCCUGGUGGCCGAGGCGCUUGACAGGUACAUCAAGGCACUGGCUCGCUUUGCCAGCAUCCGCCAUCCUGCUUCCAUGCUGGACGGGCUGCACGCCAAAGUGCUGAGCGAGGCCUAUCAGAUCAGCAAGUCUACGGUGUCAGACUCCCACUCCCUGAGAAGCGAGCACAAGACGUCCAGGUCCGAAAGCUCCUCCACUAAAGCCCCUGACCAGGCUGACGUCUCGGCCAAAUCGGACAGCGUGAAGAUCAAGGGCCUGCAGGCCAACGUGACCAUCCCUAAGGUGAACCUGUGUCUGCUCCAGGCCUCUGUGGCGGAGGCCUGCCCAUCCAGCAGCAGCAAGAGGGUCACACAAGUGUCUCUGGUGGCCCUCUGCUUUGACCGCAUUGCCACGCAGCUUCGCAUGAACCGGGGCAUCGUGGAGGAAGGGGCCACUGGGACGGAACACGGCCGUCCCUCUGUUGGAUUUAACCGCUAUGCCUCGGCCGCCAACAUGCAGCCGCAGACGUCGGGGUCACUGCGCUCCAACGCCAGUGUGGAAAAGGGCAAGGAGAUGGCGGCCAGGCUGAGUGUGCAUCGCAUACACGGGCAGUUGCGUGGCCUUGAUUCCCCAGACCCGGGCGCCUGCACCAUCACGGCCAUCCCCUUCGAGAAGUCCAAGGUGCUCUUCAGCCUGGAGGAGCCGGACGAGUUCAGCUUUAUAGACGAGACGGAACACCCGGGCUCCGCCGACACGACCCGCUGCGCCUCCAGCCCGGAGAAGUGGGGUUGGAUCAUGUUCGAGUGCGGCAUGGAGAACCUCACCGUCAAGGGCGGGCGGCAGUCCGGUGCCAUGCUCUUCAGCUCCCUGGGCGUGAUGGUUAAUGAGGACGGGGGCACAGGCCUCAAGUCCAACGGCUCCUCCGGCUCGCAGCCGGGCAGCGGCUACAGCACUGACGUGUCGGAAGACCACCUGGGCCAAGAUCCCGCGGCCGGCUCCAGCUUCAGCUCCGAGUCCAACUCGGAUGAACAGGACGAAGGGGUGGAGUCUGAUAAUCUGAAGAACCUCCCGCUGGUGCCCCCACCUCCUGAUUCCAGCAGCAUGAAGCUCACCAUCAAGGAGGUCUGGUUCAGCUUCGCUGCGCCCACCAACGUGCGCUCUCCCGCCCAGGCCGCGUGCAAGCAGCUGAAUCUCUUGAGCACAGCGACUCCGGCCAUCGGCGCCUGGCUGGUCCCCAUGGACCAGCUGAAAUCCUCUCUGAGCUCCCUGGACACGGUGGAGACCCUGCGUGUCUGUGCUGUCAUGGCCUGCAUCAUGAGCGAGGCCCUGGAGAAGAAGUCCAUCCACAUCCCGUUCCGCAGCAAGUUCACCCGGGUGACCAGGCGAUCGCGCUACCUGCACGACGACCCGUCCUGCCUCCUCUGCAGCAUCCUCCACCGCUACCUGCAGCAGGCCGACUACGGCGCCAUCGAGGACGCCAUCACGAGUGAGGAACGGCCUGCCCUGGUAACGCUGAAGAAGGGCCUGGUGGCUUUGGCUCGGCAGUGGAUGAAGUUCAUCGUAGUGACACAGGGCUUCAAGGCCAUCCGUGUGAUGCGUUCCACGCACGUGCCUGAGAAGGCCUCGGAGGAAGCUGCCCACCAGGCCCCGGACCCAGGCGGUGGAGCCCGCCCACAAAGUGAUACCAGCGCCGACGGUGCCGACUUGGAAUUUGAUGCAGCCCCCACGGGCGAGCACAUCAUGUUGCUGGAGACCACACGUCCUCGCCCCUCCCAGGCGGCGGGCGCCUCUGCUCACGUCAGCGGCUCGGAGUUCAUGAAGAAGAUCUCCAGGACACACCGCCAUACUGCUCUCAAGUUGAGGGGGUCCCACCCCUACCAGUCCCUGAACUACACCAGUGGGGACACGGUGGCCGAAUCGCCGGCCCACACCAGCCAGGCGGGGGCGCCGGCAGCAGGCAGCGAGAGUCCCCGCAAGGAGGGCCUGUUCAGCUACAUAACAGACAGCUUACCCAGCAUGCACAGCCUGCUGGAGGGUGUGCCACAGCGCGGGGGUGCAGCCGCAGGCGAGAACAGCUCACUGUCACGCACAGGCAACAGCCUGGGCUUGGACACGCUGACGGAGAACCCCGUGCUGUCAGAGCCCUCUUCUGUCAGUUUCUACGACUGGAUGUCCAGCGCCGUGGGAAACCGGGGGGCUGCCCCAGUACAGGACCCCACUAUGAACCAGCCCCAGCACGGCAGCCUGCAAAGAGGAGCGGCGCAGAACCUCCAGACCAUCCCGUCAGUGUCGGACGUCAACGCCGUGCUCUCCAGUGACACGCUGGACAGCAACCCGUCGCUGCAGAGCUGCAGUCAGGAGGACCUGACGGACGUGGAGGAGACCCAGCAGUGCCCAGUGGCCGUGCAGCUGGCUGAUGCCCAGGUUGUUUUCAAGCCUUUAUUGAGCCACACUGGCAUCCAGCCUCACGACACGACCCCUCUAAGCUACAGAAUGUACUUCGGCGAGCACCUGUCCCUCUCGGGGACCCUGGAGCGGCUGCGAGCCGACAUCGUGAACUCCGACACUUCUAAAGAGCGCAAGAACAAGAAACUGAGAAGGCAGAGUACAGUGCAGCAUCCAUCUCUGGAGCUCAAGCCUGCCCUGAAGAUCGAGACCUUCAGCCUAGACGCUGUGGUUAUGGAGAAGUGCGUGAUGACGCCCCAGAGCUCCGCCAACGCCCUGUCCUUCCACGACCUCAACCGGCGUCACUCCAACACGUUCCAUUGCAACUUCACCAUUUCCUGCCAGUCCAUCAGCCAGCACGUGGACAUGGCCCUGGUGCGCCUGGUGCACCAGUUCAGUACUAUGAUCGACGACGUCAAGGCCACACACACCGACAUCAAGCUGAACCGCUACACGGCUGGCUCGGCGUCGCCCACGCCCACCUACAAGCCCAACGGCGGCGCUGCCAGCUUCCGCAGCAGUCGGGGCUCCCGUAGCAGCGCCAGUGGACCGCGCCGCACCAACAGCCAACGAGGGAAGCGGGCCUCGGGCUUGGACACCCUCCCAUCCAGGAAGGAAGUUCGGAGCAAGGGUCUGCCAGGCCGGACUGACCGUAGGACCAGGCACUCGCAAAAGGGCUCUCGAGACGGCACUGACCACACCACCAUCCAGGUGGACGAUUCGGACUCGGAACAGAGUGAGCCAUCCGCCAAGUGCUGGCAAGACAUGUACAAGCUACUCAACUUCUACUCCCUAAUCUCGGAUCCCAGAGGAAUCCUGGAGAGAUCCUGUCUUGGGAAUGACCUCGCAGAAGGUGGCUGGAGCACAUCUGAACACGCAUGUCGGGUGGUCUUUGAGAACGAGAAGGAGGCCCCAGCAGCUCCCCGACUGAGCCGCAGCCGUAGCCUGGGCAGCACGGAUGCACAGCACGUGACUUUCGUCUUGUUCGGCGUGGGCAUGGUGAACCGCGUCCAUCUGGAGGCCGACAUCGGCGGCCUCACGAUGCAGACAGAGCUCAAGAAGGUUCAUGGCAGCUUCAUGCUGAAGGAGAAGAUGAAGGACAUGCUGCACCAGAAGAUGACUGAGACCUCUGCCACAGCCCACAUAGGGGGAGUUAACAUAGUCCUGCUGGAGGGGAUCACCCCCAAUGUUCAACUGGAGGAUUUCUCCGCGCCUCCCGCGUGCACAGGCAAACAGGAAUCCCUAAUGGUGGUUAAAUGCAACAUCGCCAAGUCGCAGGCGCUGUACAGCGCCCAGCGCGGCCUGAAGACCAACAAUGCAGCCGUCUGGCGCGUGGGCGCCAUAUUCAUCGACAUCCCGCAGCACCCCGCCACUCUGCACAGCAUGAUGGUCCGCAGCUCUCAUCAGCUCUCCAAGCAGAUCUCUGACCUGAUUCGCCAGCCCUCUACAGCGCCUUCACCCAGCCGGGAGGACACCUCCACCCCGCAGGCCUCCGAAAAGACGUCCUCGAGUGCCAGCCAGACCCCAGUGGAGGCCACUGAGUUCCCCCAGCUGCCCGAAGGGCUGGAGAAAAAGCCCAUCGUGCUCAAGUUCAGUGCCACCUUGGACGGCCUCAGUAUCGGGGCCGCGCUGUUGCCGUCGCUCAAGGCCGAGUACAAGAUGGGACCCAUGAAGAGCCAUGGAAUGACUGGAGCUCAGACGAGGUUCACUUUUGAACUGCCCAACCACAAGCUACAUUUCACGUCCAAGGUGUCCCCUGUGGAUAUGUCCACGGCACCCCCCAGUGCCACCCUGGCCUUGCCCCCCAUCACCAUGUCUGGCGAGUACAUCAUGGAGGAGCCUGAUGGCCAUCCGGACCAGGCUUGGGCGUCUGACGAUAUCCCCAGCAAGCAGGGAUACCUUCAGGGCAACUAUCUCUGCUGCAUUGCAGAGAUCGGCUCCUUUGAGCACAGCCUGACCACAGAUCUGCUGAACCACCUGGUGUUCCUCCAGAAAGUCUUCAUGAAGGAAGUGAACGAAGUCAUCCAGAAAGUCUCAGGUGGAGAGCAGCCUAUUCCCCUCUGGAAUGAGCCUGACAUCCCAACAGAUGGCGACAAACCCAAGAUUCUGCUCUAUUCUGUCAACCUUAAGUUUAAGGGCAUCCAGGUGACAGCGACCACGCCGUCCAUGCAGGCCGUGCGACUGGAGACAGGCCUGAUUGAGCUGAGGCUCUCCAAUCGGAUUCAGACCAAGGCCAAGCCUGGAAGCAGCAGCUAUCUUAAGCUUUUUGGGAAGUGCCAGGUGGAGCUGAAUCUGGCCUUGGGCCAAAUUGUCAAGCAUCAGGUAUACGAGGAGGCCGGCUCGGACUUUCACCAGGUGGCAUACUUCCGGACACGCAUCGGCCUUCGGAACGCCCUGCAGGAAGAAAUUAGCGGUUCUGUGGACAAAGAGGCUGUACUCAUAACUCUCAACCGGCCCACUGUGUUCGCGCAGCCAGUCGCCUUCGACCGAGCCGUGCUCUUCUGGCUGAACUACAAGGCCGCGUAUGACAACUGGAAUGAGCAGCGGUUGGCGCUGAACAAGGACAUCCACAUGGCCACCAGGGAGGUGGUGGACAAGCUGCCCGGCAUCCAGCAGACCUCUGCCCAGGCCUUUAGCACUCUGUUUCUGCAGCUUACCGUCAAUGACCUGGGGAUAUGCCUGCCUAUUACCAGCACCCUCCAGGCCAGUCCCGACGUGGAUUCCGACAUCGGCUCUUCGCUGGUGCUGACCAUCGACAGCACGCUCAUCACCGCCUGCUCCUCCGAGUCCCUGGUCAGCAAGGGCCACUUUAAGAACUUCUGCCUCCGCUUUGCCGAGGGCUUUGAGAUAACCUUGGACGACUGGAAGCCGCAGGACAGGGGGGAUGUCGUCAUUAAUGCCUGCGUUGUCCCAGAUGGUACAUAUGAAGUAUGUUCCAGGACCACAGGCCAAGCAUCAGCAGAGAGCAGCAGCGCGGGGACCUGGACGUUGAACGUGCUCUGGAAGAUGUGUGGCAUCGACGUCCACAUGGAUCCCAAUAUCGGGAAGCGGCUUAGCGCUUUGGGCAGCACACUCACUUCGUUCACCGGCGAGGAGGAUGUUGAUGAUGCUGCCGAUUCCAGCAACGUCAAUGCGGCUGACCUGUCUGAUGAGGAUGAGGUGGACACCAUCCUGAAGCACGCAGACGGAGUGGCCAGCUGUAAGCCCACGUUCAAGAAACGCCUCGUAAACCACCUUCUGGGACUGACCCCUAAUUCCCAGAGUUGCUCAGCCCAUGGGGAAUAUCUGAGCUCGUCAGCUGUUCCCGAGCGCGUCUCGCUUAGAGCCUGCCAGGACAGGCUCCCGCGGCCUCUCUCAUGGGGAUGCGAGUCCAUUGACUACAAACGUCAAAUAGUGGCUGGGAACUUGAUUAGUGAUGGACGAGGUCGCAAGUUCUCCAAGAGAAUAGUGGACAUCAGAGAGCUGAACGAACAAGCCAAACUCAUUGAUGAUCUCAAGAAACUGGGUGCAAGUGAAGGGACGAUAAACCAGGAGAUCCAGCGUUUCCAGCAGCUGGAGUCCUUCGCUGUGAAUGAUGUGAGGCGAGAUGUCAGGAAGAAGCUCAGGAGGUCCAGCAUGAGGGCUGCGUCUUUAAAAGACAAGUGGGGUCUGAGUUACAAACCCAGCAAUAGCCGACCUAAGAGCAUAUCAGUUCCCGGGAGGACUCCUUUGCUGAGGAUGGAGCGAUUGAGGCCAGGGGAUGGAGAUGACCUUCCUGAAAUUCGGGUAGAUGCAGUCUCCCCAGGACCACAUGAUAUGAUUAGUAAUCGGGAUGUUCCUGAUCACCCUGUGAGCUCAGGAGACUUGUUUUUCCAGUUCCCAGAAGGGACCAAAAUGGACCAGCUGAACAUGGUCGCCGAUGAAGCUUUCCCCCAAGUUCGUUUCCCAUUCGUUAGCGACAGCCCAAAUUCCGUGUUUAGUGCUCCCACCACCCCUGCUGUCUACCCACCCGGCCCUGGGGUCGGCCAGGAGGCCGACAGUUCCUCCUCAUCCUCCGCCGACUCGGACAGGGAGGAGGAGUACAGCCAGAAGAAGCAGCCCCCAUGCAUCGCAAGGCCUGUCUCGGAAUCCCGGACAAAAUCGACCGGCCUGUCCGCAGUGAGCCAGCUGUUGGGCAACAGCUGGGCAGGCGCAUCGGCUGCUCGGGGAGCGGCGGGCUCCAGUGAGCGGAACAUCGACUUCGAGUUGGACAUCCGCGUGGAGAUUGACAGCGGCAAGUGCAUGCUGCACCCCACCAUACAGACGGAGCAGGACGAUGCUCCCUUCAGGAGGAGUUAUGAACACAUCCUGAAGAAUGUGCAUCAGGAGUCUCUAGAAAACAAACCACAGAGGCCCUCAGUCUUGCAAACUUCAUACCCACUGGGCGGCAAGAAAGUCCCAUCGUCUCUUCAGACCAAACCUAGCGACUCUGAGACCACAAUUUUCUACAUUCCCGGGGUGGAUGUGAAGCUACAUUACAACUCUAAGACCCUGAAGUCGGAGUCACCAAGCACAUCCCGUGGCUCCUCUCUUUCCCGAAUUCUGUCCAAGGAGUACAAGCUGUUUGACAUGAACGAUGCCGACUCUGCCCUUCUGCCGAACCCAGGCCAAAACAAAACCGACACGCUUCUCUCUUCCACUCCUAUACCUGUCCAAUCAGCCAAAGGGAGGUGCACCGGGGGUGUGAAGAUGGCCAAGCUUUACGCCUGGGUGGCCCUGCAGACAUUGCCUGAGGAGAUGGUGAUCAGCCCCUGCUUGCUGGACUUCCUGGAGAAGGCUCUUGAGACUAUUCCCCUCACACCAGUGGAAAGGACGUGUCCAGCCCCCAGCUCCCUGGACAACGACCUGGGCCAGUUUGAGCCAGUGGAGCCGUUUGAGGAGUCCACCAUGUCACUGGUGUCUUCCUCGGGCUCUCCCUAUACCUCCUUCCCGGUAGACGUGGUGGUCUACGUCAGAGUGCAGCCGUCUCAGAUCCGGUUUAGCUGCCUGCCCGUGUCCCGGGUAGAGUGCAUGCUGAAGCUCCCCUCUCUGGACCUGGUCUUCUCCUCAAACCGUGGCGAGUUGGACCCGCCCCUUCCCGGUGCCUCUUCCAGCCACUCCACACUAAAGAACAGUACCAGCAAAGGCUGUUCCCCGGGGCAUGGCAGCCCCCCAAUCAGAAGCAGGCACAGCAGUAGUCUGUCCGAUCUCACGGCACCGCCCUCCACAAACUCUUCCGGCCUUAGUUUCACGGCCUGCAUGUCUGACUUCUCGCUUUACGUCUUCCACCCGUAUGGUGCUGGGAAGCAGAAAGCGGCCAGCGGUGGACUUCCCCCGGGCUCGGAUGAGGAGCCCUGCUCGGUGACAGGCCGGAAGGAUUCCCUCAGCAUCAACCUGGAGUUUGUGAAGGUCAGCCUGUCCAGGAUGCGGCGCACCGGCGUACCGUCCCUUUUCGACUCCUUCGUCACCACCAAGGGCUGCAAGAUGGCCACCACCCUGAUCAACAUUUCAGCUGUGUGUGACAUCGGCUCGGCCUCAUUCCGCUACGACAUGCGUAGGCUGAGCGAGAUCCUGGCCUUUCCCCGCGCUUGGUACCGUCGCAGCAUCGCCCGGCGCCUCUUCCUCGGAGACAACACCAUCAACUUGCCAACCCCUAGCCCUGGAACUCCAGAGUCUUCGGAGGGCAUGAACCAGCACCUCUCUCCAGAGGCCCAACGGAGGGUGCACUGGAAGCAGGCCUCUCUGCAGCCCCCCUCGAGGUUUGGGGAGCACUCUGGCAGCAGCAUCCUGGCACACCUUAAAUCUCCCACUCGCUCCAAAGCAGCGUCCGACUCCUCUUCGGCCCAUAGGAUAGAUUCCGUUACCAGGACAACCACCCCAUCAGUAAGUAGGAGUACCAAAGUGGGUGGCCAGCAGGGGGCACCGUGGGAGACGCUGGUGGUUUUCGCCAUCAACCUCAAACAGCUGAAUGUUCAGAUGAACAUGAGCAACGUCAUGGGCAACAACACGUGGACUACCAGCGGACUGAAGAGUCAGGGCCGGCUCUCCGUGGGCAGCAAUCGCGACCGGGAGAUCAGCAUGUCCGUGGGGCUGGGCAGGUCACAGCUGGACUCCAAGGGCGGCGUGGUAGGGGGGACCAUCGACGUUAAUACGCUGGAGAUGGUCUCCCACAUCUCUGAGCAUCCUUGCCAGCAACCCCAACACAAGAUCCAGGUCACCAUGGGUUCCACAGAGGUCCGGGUGGACUACAUGGGCUCCAGCAUCCUCAUGGGCGUCUUCAGCAAUGCCGACCUGCGGUUGCAGGAUGAGUGGAAAGUUAGCCUCUGUGAGACGGCGGACCCCAGCCUGUCUGAGAAAAGUGUGAUCUUUGUCCAAGGCGACCUGCAGUGGGACAUCUUCCAGGUGAUCAUCUCUCGUUCCACCACGCCCGACCUCAUCAAGAUUGGCAUGAAGCUGCAGGAGUUCUUCACCCAGCAGUUCGACACCAGCAAGCGGGUCCUGUCCACCUGGGGCCAGGGUUCAUACGUGCUGCCAAGGACGCCGGUCCCGAGUGCCGAGAAAGCCACAGCUGAGCUCCACACUGGCACAGACCAUCACCGCCACUGGCCCAGCGUCCUGAAGGCCAUCGCUGGCUGCCACAUCUCCCUGUUCCCCAAACCUCUGCCCGAGGAUGCCGUGCAGCUGGGCGGCUCCAUGAGUCUCCACGGCAACCACAUGACCCUAGCCUGCUUCCACGGGCCGAACUUCCGCUCCAAGUCCUGGGCCAUGUUUCACCUGGAGGAACCCAACAUCACAUUCUUGACUGAGGCCCAGAAGAUCGCAGAGGAAGAUGGGUCUUUUGAUGACUCAACGUACGUCGUUCAAACACUGGAUUUUAAUCUGGGUCACAACACCAUCGUGACCAGGCCCUGUGGUGCACUGGAGAGCCCCAUGGCGACCAUCACCAAGAUAACUCGGCGACGGCACGAGAACCCCCCCCACGGACUCGCCUCCGUGAAAGAGUGGUUCAGCUAUGUGACUGCUAUGAGGAAUGAAGAGCUGAACAAACUCCGGGAAGUGGAAUCCGAUACCAGUGAUCCCGAAAGCGGAGUGGAGUCCAAGGUCUCCAGCGAGAGGAAUGCCUUCAAAGGGUCCUCCAGCUAUAACCAUGAGACAGAGACCAUCUUCGCUCUGCCAAGAAUGCAACUGAACUUCAAGUCCACCCAAGUGCAGGACCCCAAGGAGCCCUCUGUUACAGCCUCCAGCAGCAAGCCGAGAGUGGAGUGCAGUGUGGUGACAGAGUUCACCGACCACAUAUGCGUCACCAUGGAUGCUGAGCUUAUAAUGUUCCUGCAUGACCUGGUAUCUGCUUACCUGAAGGAGAAGGAGAAUGCUCUUCAUUGCCCCCGGUCCACUGCAGGGCGGGCAGGACAGAAGACUGCCAGUACCAUACCUGAGAACAUCUCCAGUGAAGAGGAGAAGCAGGAUGGAGUGAACUACACCGCUGUGGAUUGGAGGGAGUUUCUGUGCAACACCUGGCACCUGGAACCUACCGUAAGAUUAAUUGACUGGACGGGACGGAAAAUCGACCCAGUCUGUGUGGACUACAUUCUGCAGAAACUGGGAUUUCACCAUGCAAGGACUACUAUACCAAAGUGGCUUCAGAGAGGGGUGAUGGAUCCUCUUGACAAAGUCCUUUCUGUCCUGAUAAAGAAACUGGGUACUUCACUACAGGAUGGAAAGGAGAGGAAAGGAACAAGCAAAGAGGAACAUUAACUUUUUGGGUCUCUUCCCCAUCUGUCACUUUAUGAAAGCCUAACAAUGUGAAAAUCUUAUUGUAUAGAUUUUUUUUUUAAAACGUGUAAAGUGUAUUUUAUAAUAGGCCUGCACAAUGCUACUGCUGAGGUUCUGCAUUGAUGUUUACUACAGUGCAUGUUGCCACUAAACUUUUAGUCAGUGUAGCAAUCUGCUGCAUUCUGUAUAUUUUGAUCAAACUGGGAUAAAGCAUUUAAAUUUAUGCUUAAGCAUAAUUUUUUUAUAAUGUGCAAUAGACUAAUGUGUAUAAAUUGCUAUAUUCCAUCAAAUGUGAAUUUACUAAGUAUGUUGAUUUCUUAACGUAAUUAAAAUUGAAAUCAAUUA